Molecule: messenger RNA, 1075 nt
Organism: Fopius arisanus
Lineage: Eukaryota; Metazoa; Arthropoda; Insecta; Hymenoptera; Braconidae
Product: HIG1 domain family member 1A, mitochondrial-like
Exons: 3
Coding region: 305-589 (94 amino acids)
Biological process (GO): mitochondrial respirasome assembly
Cellular component (GO): mitochondrion
Source: RefSeq, a predicted model, not a curated record
UAUCCCUGAUUGAUGCCCCACAUUCUGGGAAGCAGGAGGUAUGCGUUGUAGCUGAUUUAUUGUUCAGACUUCAGUGUAAAAGCAACUGUCGGGGUGGAGCAACGCUGACCUUCAAAAUACAAAAAUUACCAGCUUCAAACUACGUCACAACUAUUGAAGAAAAUUCAGCGCAUGACUAAAACCGAAAGCAUCAGAUCAAAGACGGUUAUCAGCUGGUGUUGAAAGUACACGUGAAUUACAGAACUCGUUCUAACUUGCUGGGACAAUUUUCAAUAGCAGAGCUUGAAAUACAUCAAAAGAAUUCAUGAUGACGAGUCAAGAGGUAAUCCUGGACGAGUCAACAUCAUCAGCAGCUAUCCGCAAGCUCAAGCACGAUCCAUUCCUACUCGUUGGAAUUGCUGGUUUUUGCGGAACUUUACUCGUUGGUGCCUACAAGUACAAACAUCGUCCUAAGAACAUGGGGACAGGUCUUUUCCUCGUGCAACUUCGAGUCGCUGCACAAAGUGCUAUCAUCGGGAGUCUCAGUGUUGGAAUGGUCUAUGGAAUGCUUACCAAAUAUGUUUUCAAGACUGAAGAGAAACCGAAUUGAUGGGAUGACGAGUUUAAAGUAUUUUUCCCUAGUUGAGUUAAAGUAUUUACGGAUCAUUCUCGAGGAAAUUCUUUCAGGCUUGAAUUUUAAUUGGGGAUGGAGCACAGUUGAGAUUUUUAUGUACAUUAGGUCGAUUGAGAAUUUAUUCUUAUAAUAAUUAGGUAAUGGGUGGAUUCAGGAGAAAAUAUCAACAAUUUGCUGUUUUCCUUUUGAAACCACACGUUCUCCGAAUUGUAUCUAUCACGGUUCACCACAUCCCCAGAGCACCCUCAUCCCAUCGCGCAAUGACCGAAUCAUUUUAUUUUAUUUCCAGGAAAUAAUUUCGCGACACUUGCUACUAUGACGUGAAUAAUGUUUCGUAUUAUAAUGACAGUUGGUCUCAAAAAACACUUUGUUUGUAUAUAAAGGGAAAAGUAUCAUAAAAGUAAUUUAUUUUUGUUGGCCAGAAAACUCGAAGCUUAAUAAAUGGUAUCGAAUAAACUUCAA